GUGACACCAGUCUUGCGUUGCUAGCUAUGUAUACGGGAUGGACAAGAUGGCGCCGGGGGUUGAUUUAGCAUUCGGACCUGCGGUGGUUGACGAAUAGUCCGACAGGAUGAACCUCUGUGGCCAGUAUUUGCGGCAGGCAGAGGCCCUGAAGGCUGACAUGACAGAUUCGAAGCUCGGCGCCGCCGAGGUCUGGACGUCGCGGCAGGCUCUUCAGGACCUGUACCAGAAGAUGCUGGUGACGGACCUGGAGUAUGCUCUGGACAAGAAAGUCGAACAAGACCUCUGGAACCACGCUUUCAAGAAUCAGAUCACGACACUACAGAGUCAGGCCAAAAACCGAGCCAACCCCAAUCGAAGUGAAGUACAAGCAAAUCUCUCGCUUUUUCUCGAGGCAGCCAGCGGAUUCUACACACAGUUGUUGCAGGAGCUUUGCACGGUCUUCAACGUGGACCUGCCAUGCCGCGUAAAGUCGUCUCAGCUGGGCAUCAUCAGCAAUAAACAAUGCAACUCCAACGCUAUUGUGAAACCCCAGCCCAGCUCCUGCUCUUAUAUCUGCCAGCACUGUCUCGUCCACCUGGGGGACAUUGCACGAUAUCGCAACCAGACCAGCCAGGCGGAAUCCUAUUACAGGCACGCAGCUCAGCUGGUUCCUUCAAACGGUCAACCGUACAACCAGCUGGCUAUCUUAGCCUCGUCGAAAGGAGACCACCUCACAACCAUCUUCUACUACUGUAGGAGCAUCGCGGUCAAAUUCCCCUUUCCAGCAGCUUCCACCAACUUGCAGAAAGCUCUUUCCAAGGCUCUCGAGAGCCGCGACGAGGUCAAGACGAAAUGGAGCGUGUCCGAUUUCAUCAAAGCCUUCAUCAAGUUCCACGGGCACGUUUACCUCAGCAAAAGCCUCGAGAAGCUCGGCACGCUGAGGGAGAAGCUGGAAGAGCAGUUUCAGCGACUGAUUCUUCAGAAAGCCUUCAGCUCUCAGCAGCUCGUCCACAUUACGGUCAUCAACCUGUUCGAGCUGCACCACCUCCGAGACUUCAGCAACGAGGCCGACGACCAAAGCUUCAGUCCAGACGAGCAGAUCAGCUGGAUCCAGCUACUCGGCCUUUUCAUGUCUUUCCUGGGUGUGAUGUGCAGCCGAGCCUUAUUGAAUAAGAACCAAGAGGAGAUCAUGGGGGAGUGCCCCCUGCCCGCUAUCAAGGUGUCCAUGGAUUGGCUGAGGCUGCGCUCUGGAGUGUUCACCGAAAGCGCCGUUGACCAGAGACAAUACAUUUGGCCGUGGCUGGUGUCCAUCCUUAACAGCUUCCAGCCCAAGGAGGAGGACGCGUCGAAUCCGUCAGCUAUUCCACUCCCAGAAGAGUUCGAGCUCCAAGGCUUUUUAGCGCUGAGGCCCGCGCUAAGGUUGCUAGACUUUUCCAAAGGACACCAGGGAAUCGCGGUCGACAAGGACAGCUUAAUAGUUCAUGCCCGUCAUCAAAGGCUCAUCAGUUUGGGCAAAUGGGUGGCAGAUAACCACCCGGGUCUAAUCCAGUGUCGCAACAGCGAAGGGCUGCUUCUCUUCAUCACCGACAUCCCGGAGCUGGCAGUGGAGGAGCCGCCGGAAAAGGAUCCCUCAGUGUUGCAGGAAUCGUCGAACGGCGAGCAGAACCCCAACGACGGUUCUUCCGGCCUCAAAUCGGUACUCUCCAUGGGAAAGAGCCAGAGCAGCAGUCUGGACGGCAGCGAGAGGCCCGUGGUCACCUUCAAGGAGAACAUCAAACCUCGCGAGCAGAGCCGCAACCAGCCGCACAGGGACGCAGCUAAGGAGCGGACCGGCUUUGGCAAGGGCAACGGGAUGCCGCUGAAAAACGAGCAGAAAAAGGACGGCAAGAGGAAGAGUGACGUUAAAAAGAACAGUCACGAGAAAGCCUUGGACGCGGGGAAACAGGUAAAAACUCAGACGGAAAUGAGGAAGACUCCGGUGACAGAGGCCAGAAAAACGCCGGUCACACAGACCCAGACGACCUGCUCUUCGCAGUUUAUCCCUAUACAUCACCCGGGAGCGUUUCCUCCUCUCCCCAGCAGACCAGGUUUUCCUCCGCCAGCAUACGUGAUCCCACCCCCUGUGGCGUUUUCAAUGAACCCUGGCUUCACCUUCCCAGCUGGCGUUUCCGUCCCGACCUCCUUUCUGCAGCCUGCCUCCCAUCCUCAGUCUCCCAAUCAGGUGCAGUCCGGCAAGCCCUCGCACAUUCCCUACAGCCAGCAGAGGCCCUCCGGCCCUGGAUCUCUCACUCAGGGGCCUCCUCAACCCCAGGCCCCAACUCAGACCCAGCAACCACAGCCGGCUCCUCCACAGCCUUCCAAACAAGCCCUGCAGCAGAGUGUGCAGCUUCAGGUGCAGCAGCAGCAGUCGCCCACUAAGCAGAACUCGCAGCUGGGCAAGAGUCCACCUCACCACACCGGCAUGCAGCAGCCUUAUAUGCCCGUCUCUGAGCAGGCCGGCCAAAUGUGGAGUCAACACCAGGCCCCGGCCUCGAUUCCCAAGAUGCCCAUGCCGGUCAAACCGCCGUUCUUCAUGCCUGCACAGGACCACAUGAAGCUCUUUGAGCACUCCAUGCCUCCCCCUGCCGUGUCCAUGCAGCCGCCACAGCCCAGCAUGGACAAGAAGAUGAACUUUCAAGAAAUGAAGAUGCAGGAUUUCUACUGGGAGCCACCGUACCGCAUGACCGAGAACAGGAGCAGCAUGGGGGACAGGAUGGGCAAACACCAACCCGGGGUCUUUUGCGCAGAACAGGAGAACACCCCCAGGGGGCCACCUUAUGAGGACAACAAGAGCUCUCCUCUUCUUCCUCCCGACCUGUUAAAAACUCUGGCAGACUUUGAGGAGGAGGAGGAGUUGGUCUUUUCUAAGCCUCAUGAUUUCUACCAGGCCUUGGCCGGCCCUCUUAAUUCUGCUCCCGGAAGAAACAUGUUUUUAUCUAACCAGUCCAGGCUGGACAGUGGAUCCGAGGUUAUGGGACAGUCCUCUCUCCUACACCGCUCUGUCUUUUCCAUUCAGGAGAACUACCAGAACAACAGUAUAUUCAGAGAGGCUUACGGGAAACACCUCCCUAGCACACAGAAACCCGACGUACCCAUGAUGCACCAGGAGCACUCGCUUUACUCGCUGUUUGAAGGAACCCCAUGGUCACCCUCUCUUCCUGCUAGCUCAGAUCACUCGACCCCAGCCAGCCAGUCUCCUCACUCGUCGAACCCGAGCAGCCUGCCGUCUUCACCUCCAACUCACAGCCAUGGGGCGCUACCCUUUUCCAAUUUUGGCCCCAUUGGCACACCAGACAGCCGUGACCGCAGAGCGGCUGAUCGCUGGAAGCCUGAAAAGACUGGUGUAAGUGGUUUCGGCCUGGACUACCUGCCAGCCGGCUCGUCUGGCCCAGAGCCGAACAGCUGGCACCAAAGCGCCCCAACCAAUAGCUGGGCAGCGCAGGACAUGCCUAUGGAAGACUCCUCUACUGUCCUACUCGACAGCUUCAAGUCUAUCUGGUCGAGCUCGAUGAUGCAGCCCGGACCUUCAGCGCUGGAGCAGCUCCUCAUGCAGCAGAAGCAGAAGCAGCAGCGCGGCCAUGGCACCAUGAACCCUCCGCACUGAAGAGAGACGCGAGGCAUUCGUGCGGAAACAAACCAAAAAAACAACCACCGAUCCCGAAGACGAACGAAGAGGUGCAAAACCAAGAGCUUCUAUCGGAAAUCAGUUUUUCCGGCGUUAACCCGCGCGCGGAGGCCGGAGACGGCGGCUUGGCGUGAACCGACACGCUCCAAAGCAACCGCUGGAGGGGUGGGGAGGCACAGCCCUCUCCUCUUUCUCUCUUUCUCUUUGUCUCUCUCUCUCUCUCUCUCUCUCUCUAUCUUUGUCUUUCUGCGCCUUUUGAAGGCAAGGAGGGAAUAAAUAUAGGCAUCUGAUCUACCGCA
Molecule: messenger RNA, 3942 nt
Organism: Silurus meridionalis
Lineage: Eukaryota; Metazoa; Chordata; Actinopteri; Siluriformes; Siluridae
Gene: smg7
Product: SMG7 nonsense mediated mRNA decay factor
Exons: 23
Coding region: 107-3622 (1171 amino acids)
Biological process (GO): nuclear-transcribed mRNA catabolic process, nonsense-mediated decay
Cellular component (GO): telomerase holoenzyme complex
Molecular function (GO): protein binding; telomeric repeat DNA binding; telomerase RNA binding
Source: RefSeq, a predicted model, not a curated record